Messenger RNA from Coregonus clupeaformis (lake whitefish), 6002 nucleotides. Its product is annotated as BMP-2-inducible protein kinase-like. The coding region runs from base 798 to 4445 and encodes 1215 amino acids. The transcript is spliced from 16 exons. The record is from RefSeq and is a predicted model, not a curated record. Gene Ontology annotation, biological process: protein phosphorylation. NCBI's taxonomy places the organism in Eukaryota, Metazoa, Chordata, Actinopteri, Salmoniformes, Salmonidae. Gene Ontology annotation, molecular function: ATP binding; protein kinase activity.
GGAGUUGGAAGUUUACGGAGACUGCGCUUGGCCGGAAUGAAGAAGACACGAGGCCAGCAACAAUAAAACACAUCGAACCACGGGGGUUGCACGGGAAAUGUAAUGAAAGAGCGUGCGGAGAUUCGGUGGGAUUGCACGGCGGUGGCGGCUGACAUGCGGUCGUAGACAGAUUAUUUUGAUAGAAGCAAGUGAAGCCAGUUAGCGAGCUAGCCAACCACCAAGCCUAGCGGGAAGUGCCCAGGAGAAGUCGCGGGUUGAAGGGAAGUGUUUCUUUGACAAUCGUUUGACAAAGGAGCAGUUGGAAAGAUUUGACGCCAGCUAGCGAGAUCCAAGCCGCAGACCGUGCUCACAACACCCGUUAACGUGCUAAAUGCUCGUUUGUGUUCUAUCAUGCCUUCUAGCGCUCGUUGUUGAAGUGUCUGCCUACUACUGUCUGUGGACUGUUUGGGUGCAGCAACGCCUGCAUCCGUGCCCGAUAGCCACACACUAGCUAGCUGAUAUUACAUUGGAUUAUAGCUAACAGCGUGGAACUACUGUCACCGUACCUCGCUUCAACGUCAAAAGACGCACAUUUUGUUGUCAACUCGGAGGGAGAGUUCUUAGCAAGAUAUCUAGCCGUCUCUCGCUGUGUCAUGACAUUCACCUGCAAGUCAAGUCCUUCCGAAGAGUAUGCAGGAUAAGAACAUUUGGCGUAAGUAGAUAAGGGGGGGACAGGAAUCCUACAUUGAAGUCGGCAACUGUCGACUGAAGUUGCCCAAAGGACUGUAUUUGGAGGUCAGUAGUCUCGACAGCACAGCAUGAAGAAGUUCUCCCGUAUGCCGAAGUCGGAGAGCGGCGGGCUGGGAGGGGGCUCCGGAUCGGGCUCCGGAAUCGUCAGCAACUACUUUGGGAAAGUGUUCGCCGUGGGCCGGUAUCAAGUCACCGUGGAAGAACUCAUAGCAGAAGGUGGCUUCUCAGUGGUGUUCCUGGCCCGGACACACAGUGGCGUGCGCUGCGCUCUCAAGAGGAUGUAUGUCAACAACGUUCCUGACCUCAACAUCUACAAGAGAGAGAUCACUAUUAUGAAGGAGCUGUCUGGUCAUAGGAACAUAGUGAACUACCUGGACUCUACCAUCAACUCAGUAGGGGACAGUGUCUGGGAGGUUCUCAUUCUCAUGGAGUACUGUAAAGCUGGUCAGGUAGUGAAGCAGAUGAACCAGCGUCUCCAUAAAGGGUUUACAGAGCCAGAGGUGUUGACCAUCUUCACUGACACCUGUGAGGCUGUGGCCAGGCUGCACCAGUGUAGAACACCUGUCAUACACAGGGACCUGAAGGUAGAGAACAUCCUCCUGAGUGAUAAUGGGAGUUAUGUUCUGUGUGAUUUCGGAAGUGCUUCUCACAAGGUGCUGCUCCCACACAAAGACGGAGUGACUGCCGUGGAGGACGAAAUCAAGAAGUACACCACCCUGUCAUAUCGAGCUCCAGAGAUGAUCAACGUGUACGCUGGGAAAGCCAUUACCACCAAGGCUGAUAUAUGGGCUCUCGGUUGCUUGUUGUACAAGCUGUGUUUCUUCUCUCUCCCGUUCGGGGAGAGUCAAGUCGCCAUAUGUGACGGAACCUUUAUCGUUCCUGACAAUUCCAAAUUCUCCUUCAAGUUGCACUGCUUAAUCAGAUAUAUGCUUGAGCCUGAUCAUGAGAAGAGACCAGAUAUCUAUCAAGUCUCCUACUUUGCCUUCAAGUUAGCUGGAAAGGAGUGUCCCGUGCCAAAUCUCUUUAACUCUCCUCUCCCGACGUCACUUCCUGAGCCACUCACAGCCAGCGAGGUUGCUGCUAGGAAGAGCAAGACGAAAGCCAGAAUCACAGAGUCCGUGGGCCCGACGGCAACUUCAAUCACUCCGAGACAGAGACCCAAAGCUGCCAACAGUAAUGUGCUACCCAUCCCUGUAGCCAACACUGCUGUCACCCCAAUCGCUUUCACGCCCAUCGUCACCCCCACGGCUGUGCCUUCUGUACCUGUUAGCAAUGGGCAGAAAGCGACUACCCCAGGGAACGGGCAGCCGGUGGCUCCGCAGACAGCCAACAGGAUCCUCCAACAGCUGCAACCUGGAGACCUGCGUCUGCAACAACAACAACAACAACAAGAUCAACAACAUCCUGUCCAUCCACAGCAACCAAACGCACAGCAGCUCCAAUACCUUCAGUACCAGCAGGUCCUUCAGCAGUCGAUCCAGCUCCAACAACCACAGCAGCAGGCCCUGCUCCAACAACAGAUGAUGAUGAUGCAGCCCAUGUAUCAGCAGGCCCAGGCCCAGGCCCACUACACAGCCAUGAUGCAUCAGUACCAACAGGCUUUUGCACAACAACAACAACAACGCCAGCAACUACAACAACAUCCCACCCAGCAGCCCUAUGUCACCUCUCAUCUGGAGUACCAGCUUCCCCUAGGCUCCUAUAACCCAGCUGGGCCUGGGACUAUGUCUGGGCCUGUGACUGGGACUAUGUCUGGGCCUGUGACUGGGACUAUGUCUGGGCCUGUGACUGGGACUAUGUCUGGGCCUGUGACUACGUCCCCUGUUGAGCCUCCAUCCACUAACACCAGAAACCAUCUGGUGGACCUAAAGGUGACCACCCCUCCCCCCCAGACCCUGGUCACUCCCCAGAGCCACCCUCCUGACAUGUCCCGCUGGAACCCCUUUGGAGAGGACAACUUCUUCAAACUCACAGAGGAGGAGCUGCUGGACCGAGAGUUCGACCGCCUCAGAGCAAGUAAACCUGUGGAGAGAACCACUAGCCAGGAGGAAGACCGACCGCUGCAGCCAAUCACCCCCGCCGCCAAGCCCCUCCUCCCUGAAGACCUGUUUGGCUCCUCCCCCUUCCUGGCCAGCGCAGGUUCUAGUGUGAGGAUGACAGAUCAGCCUAUUGAAGAGCUCAGUAUCCCAGUCGCUGCCCUCGUACCUGUAGGCCAGCCAGCCCUUGAGGAAGAGCUGCAACCUCCGGUGGCAAAGGAGCACAAACCAAGUAGGAGGAGAAACUCUCCUGCCGGCGGUUCACAAACGACUCGCAAACCAGGGGGAGAUGAAUCAGACAGCGACUUUGAGUCAGAUCCUCCUUCCCCUAAGAGCAGCGAGGAGGAAGAUGAGCCGGAGAAGGACGAAGGUCUGAACAACGAGCACAGAGAGUUCUUCAACGAACUGGAAGAUGUGGAGGAAACAGAGAUGCUGGGACAUAGGCCUCUGCUGAUGGACUCAGAGGCUGAGGAAGAGUACGACAAACACAGCUCUGACUCGGACUAUGAACCCAGGAAGGUUAAGGGAGGACGUACUAGGAGGCUAAAAGGAGGAGUGGCGGCAGAUGCGGCUACUGCCACCCAUGAGGGAAGUCCGAGAGCGGAGUCAGAAGACACUCUAAUCACGAUAACGCCUCCCGAGUCGCCAGGUGUGGUGGCUGUUAGACUGCCCCCUAGUGUCGGUGGCAUUGUGGACGUGUUUGGUACGGAUGUGUUUGGUGCUGUGCCCUUCUUUCCUCCAGCGGCAGCCCCGGCAGAAAGCGCAGACAUCUUCUCCGCGGCUCCCUUCAGGCAGGCGAGCCAGGAGGCCAUAGUCAACCAGCCCGACCAGGCCAUGGAAGAGUUAGACGUCUUUACUAAGGCUCCGUUCAGCCGGAACCUCUCCAAAUCUGGCAAGACCGGAAGCAGCGACUUCUUCUCUAUGGGUCGGACUCUGCCGGUGUCCUCUGAAAUCAUCGACCCGUUCGGCUUCUCCCCCUUCCAGCCCGGCCCCACGGCUCCGCCACCAUCCACCUCCAGGAGCGCCGAGGACAUCUUCCGUCCGGCCUUCGAGGAUUCUCCCAGCCCAGAGCAGCAGAGGCUGAAGCAGCGCAGCCUCCAGAAGCUGUCUUCACGGCAGAGGAAGCUCUCUGCCGGCACCGGCGGUGGCAGCAAUGGCAAGCGCCACCACAGCACGCCCACCGGCGGCCGCAGGAGCAACAAGCCCAGCUUCCGUACGCCGGAGCGUGUCCGCCGGCACAAGAAGGUUGGCAGGAGGGACUCUCAGAGCUCCAACGAGUUCCUCAGCACCUCAGACUCCAAGGAGAACAUCAGCGUCGGCAGUGUAACGAUGGCCGACACCGGCAAAGACAAAGGGGCUUCCCUGCCUAGCCUUCCCAGUGAGGUCGACCCAAUCUUGGACCCCUUCGGAGCCAAUCCCUUUGGUCCUCAGGAUGGCAGCCGACUUAACCAGGGCCAGUACCAAGGUCUUCUGGGGGAUGGCAAAGCAGACAUGGGUUCGGCCAAUGGCAGGCCUCGGACUAGCUCCCUCCACGAUGCGCUUGGGGACGGGAACAUCAUGGAUGACUUUGGGGCGGUACCCUUCACAGAACUGGUGGUCCACCCUGGGCCUCAACAGCAGCCGUCACAGCCAGUGGAGCUGGACCCCUUCGGGGCUGCGCCUUUCCUUUCCAAACAGUGAAUGUCUUCCUAGUCUUCCCGACACACACACUGCUGUGUUACACCAAGCCUAUGGAGUCCCGGGGAGAAAUUCCCUUCCAAGGGAUGGCAACAAGCUUGGUGGUGUGGUAGUUGAUUAUCUUUUCAGCCAAAUUUAACCGCAACCGGCAACUGCCCUAAUGAGUGUUCCCAAUGCUUUUCUCCCCCCUAAUGGAUAUUUUAAUACAUUAAUAACUGGACUUUCGGAUUAACAAAACCAACGUAAACCUGUGGAUUAUGGGCGAUUUUAUUUCAGUUCUGUAUGCAUUUCCUGUACCUGUUUGCUGACAAGCCUUUUAUGCUGCAUCACACUGAGACAUGGAGAUCGAUCCGGUUUCACUCAAGAUCGUACUGUGUCAAACAACAAGCUCGCUCAGUGAUCGACUGCUUGAGUUGCUGCAAAAACAACACCUUUUGUAUAGAUUGUGGCCUCCUUCAUGAUCUACCAAUAAGAUUGAUUAAUUUAGCACCAUAAAGCCUUAUGGGCAUGGCUCCGCCUUGCUGCACAGUUACCUUGGAAACCAUUGUCUAAGCAAAUGGCUAACAUUGCCUUUUGUGUCAACUGAGUAAUUCCUUUAAGAGUAGGCCUUUAUCAUUUCACCCUACUUAGACCCUUUUCAUUUCUAUGCAUAUUUUUACAUUUAGUCUAUUUACAGUAGAUACAGCUAAUUUGUUUUGGAUUUUUAUUGCACUUUUAUUAUUUAGGAAAUGUUUCAUUUUAGGUUUGUUUCCAGACUUAACCUGUCAGUAAGUACUGUUCGAUGUGAUCUUUUACCUCAACACAUUUAUUUUUUUUAAUCGUUAUAUAAUUUUUGAAUAAGGGGAAAAACACAACCCAUUUUCCCACACGCCGAUACUGAAUCUAAUCUAGAUCAGACUACUUCCACCUCUUGAGACAGUCUCCUAUCUUUCAUCUGUCGGGAACAUAAGCCAUGCCAAAGCAGGUCUGGUGUCCAAAAUGUUUUAAAUUUAUGCACUUUCAGCAUCAACUCUUCCAUUGUCUAGUAAUAAUGGCAAUUAUGAAUCUGAGGUUACAGAAAGGACAAAUAUGUUGCUGUCUGAUAACCUUGUAACUCAAUAAUUAUUGUUUAGUUUUUUUUACAUGUAUUGAAACUCUCAAUGUACUCUGAACAUUUCAUGACUCGGACCAAGAAGCUAUUCAAAAUAGCUUCUGAAGUUUUCAUAAUUGUAUGUUCAUUAAUGGGAAAAAAUUGUAAUUUUUUGAAUUUCCUGAAAAGUUUGUUUAGGAGAUGAGGUUCUCAGACAGUGACGAUAUGUACCUACCUUUGGCACAUUAACUUUGACUUAAAAAGCUGGUAGCUGCCUUUUCACCUAUCCUAUGGAACCCUGUGAUUUAAUAUUUUAACAUGUUUCAUUUUUAUUUAAGGUUCAUCUUGUUUUGUAUUUAUCAUGCUAUACUGCUGUCUAAUAAUGCAAUAUUUUUGGGGGGAUUAAAUGUGUAUUGUCCUUGGAAAGUCAUGUAAUGCAAAUUUCUAGCAAUAUUGAUUUUAUUCAUAACCCAAGUUUGAGUAAUAAAGUA